GACCCAUUUGACUGGUGCUCAUUGAUAUACAGGGCUCCGACAUCUGGAGGUCAAUACCAUUGGGUAUCCGAAUUCGCACCUCGUAGUUGCCAGAAGUUCUUGAGCUAUAUCACCGGUUGGCUGUGUGCUAUGGGCUGGCAGUGUGCCAUCGUCUCAAUUGCCUUCCUUGCAGGAACUAUCAUUCAGGGCCUCAUUGUUCUCAACCAUGAAGAUUAUGUCUUUGAGCGCUGGCAUGGAACACUUUUGGUGAUUGCCAUCACCUUCUUCGGAAUCUUAUUCAACACCUUCCUGGCCAAGAAAUUGCCUUUCGUCGAAGUCCUGAUUCUUAUCCUCCAUGUUGUUGGACUGUUUGCCAUUGUUAUCCCUCUCUGGGUUCUGGCACCUCGCAGAAGCGCCAAGCAGGUCUUCACAGAGUUUAACAACGGUGGUGGGUGGAACAGUGUUGGAACAGCAACACUAGUUGGAUUUUCCACUACUAUCACCGCCCUAAUUGGAUAUGACUGUGCCGUGCACAUGUCCGAAGAAAUCAAAGACGCAUCAGAGACCCUCCCGAAGGCUAUGAUCACUUCCGUUCUCAUCAAUGACUGUGCGGGAUUUCUCAUGCUGGUGACGAUCUGUUUCACCCUAGGCGAUAUCGACGACGUCCUCGCAACCCCCACCGGGUACCCAUUUAUUCAAGUCUUCUACAAUGCCACCAAUAGUCUUCCCGGCACGAACACCAUGACUGCCAUCUUGGUUCUUACGCUCACUGCUAGUACGAUUACCGAGUUGGCCACGGCCUCCCGGCAGCUUUGGUCUUUUGCCCGAGACGGCGGUCUUCCAUUUUCUGGGUUUUUUGGAUAUGUUACUCCCGGGUGGAAUAUUCCUCUUAAUGCGGUGAUGGUUUCCCUGAUGGUAACGGUUCUCCUAUCGUUGAUCAACAUCGGUUCGACAACGGCUCUCUUGGCCAUCGUCACCUUGACCAUCGGAUCACUUAUGUCUUCAUACGUUAUUACGAUUGGGUGCUUGCUGCUCAAGCGGAUCCGUGGCGAGCCCCUGCCACCUCGUCGGUGGAGCCUCGGUCGGUUUGGAAUGGCCAUUAACAUCGGUGCUUUGUGCUUCUUGGUGCCGGUGUUUGUGUUCGCUUUCUUUCCCCUGACCUCGACGUCGACCGAGAAUCGAUGA
Molecule: messenger RNA, 1164 nt
Organism: Aspergillus bombycis
Lineage: Eukaryota; Fungi; Ascomycota; Eurotiomycetes; Eurotiales; Aspergillaceae
Product: amino acid permease
Exons: 4
Biological process (GO): transmembrane transport
Cellular component (GO): membrane
Molecular function (GO): transmembrane transporter activity
Source: RefSeq, a predicted model, not a curated record